UACUCUCUGGGUGUGCAGGCACUGAGCCACCUCUGGAUUUAAAGCGCAGUUUACUCGUUUCCGCGCAGUUCCGGACAUCGCUCUGAAAGAAUCAGCAAACGUACGGAAACCCAACAGCCGUGCACUAAAUAAACAGCUACCAAUACUCUUUGUGACCACUUAUCUGCAGAGACUUUGUGGCUUUCUGCUGCUUAGUCGCAUUUUUUAAGCGAGAACGUUCACAUGCGGAUCAUACUGUGAAUAGGAAGAAAGGGGGAGAAAUCCGGCGGAACCUGGAGUAGCACAACAACAAAUAUCUGACCUCGACCUCCCUGGACGGUACUGAACUGGCUGUUGAAAUAGAGAUGGCGAGAUUUCGCAUCACCCCGUCUCCUCCUCCAACACACAUGCUGCCGAGGCUGAUGAUGAUGAUGAUGUUUGCGUAGGAGUGUUUUAUUUUGCGGACAGCUUCGGUUAACCAGUAGGAACCGUUCAAGCAACUCCAGACAAUCGGUGGAUGGAAUUGUGUGCUGCUGCCUGCCUGCUUCAAAAGCAUCUUCCACAGAUCACAUCAUACCAUUGUUACGGGAGUGCUUUUCAGUGGUCUCUCUGCAAGUCCGGAACUGGAAAGAAAAUGUUUUGCAUGGCAACGCUGUGCGUGGAGAAGUAGUCUUCAGUACAAAGAAUACGAAUGUUAAAGGUGGACAUUUUUUGUUUGUUUGUUUGCAAAGGGCGUAUCUGCUAGUGUUUAAUUAGCAACUAAAGAGGAGCCAGGCCCGGUGGGUUUUAUUUUGACCUGAGUCGAACUCCAUCUCCACUUUGAUCGCAGGCACUUCAGCGUUUAGUUCAUAUCUUUACCGACAUUGGAGGCUUUUUUUUGUCGGCGUGUUCACUGGUGUCAUUAUUCGUCACUGAGGUUGACAAACUACAGCCUGCCGAGGUCGGGACCUGAGCCCCAAGGAGCCACCCCUACCCUCAAUGUGACCCGGCGAAUUCCUCUUAUCUCUGAAGGGUGUUGAUGGAGAGCAAUUCGAAUGACAGCCGGGACUGUGGUCAUCACUGGUGGAAUUCUAGCUUCGGUUAUAUUACUCCUUAUCAUCGCAGUACUGUGCUACUGUAGGCUGCAGUAUUAUUGCUGCAAGAAGGAAGAGUCUGAGUCGGAGGAGGAGGAGCCAGACUUUGCCGUUACAUCUCACCUCCCGCCGGUUCACUCCAAUCACAACAUUGUGGCGGCUACAGCCGCCGCCUCCUCCAUCCCAAAUGGCCCUGCCCUUUUUUCCACCCCUCCAAUGGCCAGGAAACUGACACGAUCGCAGACCUUCUGCCCAUCCUGUACACACUAUGAGAUGCCUUUCUACCUCCAGCCACCUCAGCCGCAGCUCCACCACCAACCAGAUGGGUUGAGGAACGGAGGGGACCGGAUCAGCUAUCGCAGUGUCCAGCAGCAGGAUCUGGACCUGCCAGUGCCUGUAAACAUUUCAAACUAUCGUAAACCAAACCUUGCCCGUUCAGUUACCAUGAGGGACAUGUUCACACGCAGCUGUAGCAUCAGCACUGAUGUUUAGCUGGGUUAAGGUUUAACUCAGUUUAAGCUGAUUCUUACAUUCAUCUGAAUGGCCUGGGCUGGACUGGGCUUGAGUGAGACUGUGUUUUUGUCAUCUUGACCUGUGUAGUCUGAUCUAGUCUGGUCUCAUUCUACCAGUCACCUUUUGCAGAAUGGAGGACUCAACUGGCUCUCAGGACAGUUUUUUCAAAGGUACUAUGCUCAGGUCCUCACACUUGGGCCAAUACAAAGUGUUUAAAAUGUUAAAUUACCAACAACAUAAACUUGUUUUGAAUCUUUCUUUUUUUUAAAAGAUUAAUUAAUUUCUUUUAUGAUCUGAUAAAGUCUGUGUUGCCCUACUCCCUCUGGGCUCCUCUACCGUGGCCUGUAGGAUAGGCAGAUUCAUGACGUGUCAAAAUGAUGUAAUCAGUAGGGAUUUCUCUCUUCCAGAGCUGCUACAAACAGAAUAUGAUUAGGAAAAGUCCAGUGUUUCCCUCUCUUAUGAUGGGAUUAUCUGUCUGGUCCUCCAUCCACAGAUUAUAGAGGUUAUGAAAUAUCACUCACAGCCAGUGGAGGAGGGAGCGGGUUGUUGUGUUUAGCUGCCACCCCGCAGACAUUUUCGACAGACGUAACUUAUGCCAUAACAUUUUAAGACGUAAAGGGCUCACAGAAGAUUUCCCUCAUCCUUUCAUAGAGUCGCAUAGUUUGACGAAAGGCUGGUUUCUUGGAGCAUCUGUUGAAAACACAGUGUAUAUACAGUAUUUUACACUUCAGAAGAGAAAAAUCUCUGCAUUCUUGCAGGCAGUGUGGACUAGGUGCCAAAAAGGUUUUUGAUCUUCAUUUGUGUGCAUAUAUGUGAGGAUACCGGCAAGCGUGUGUGCGUGCGUGUGUGUGUGUGCGUGCGUGCGUGCGUGCGUGCGUGUGUGUGUGUGUGUAUCUCAAUUAAUUGUUAAUAUGUUUUAUUCCAUCCAGUUAUACACAACAGGUCAUCCAUGUGUACAAUGAACCCAGAGGUGGGCUGCAAUAACAUUUUAUUGUAAGGGGUGAAGCGAUUAUAUUAUUUCUUUAACCUAAAUUCAUCUUAAUGCAAAGAAUGACCCAAACAGAUUAAAUAACAAAGAAAAUGGAUUUGCAACUAUUUUGUACCUAUUUAUUUUACUAAUUAAUGCUAUAAUACUGACUCAGUCAGAAACGCAAAACAUUUUUACAGCAACACCGUAAGCUUCCAAUGUGAACCCGAUUAUAGUUCUUCACUGAAGUUAGUGAACGUUCACUACAUUCCUUGUGUUCUGUCUGAUUUAUUGAUGUAUGGAUUCCUGGGCUAAAGAUUCACCUUUAAAGGCACAUCUAUAAAUAUUUAAGAGGCCAUAACAUACACUGCAGUCUCUCCCCUUUCUCCAUUCAUUGGACUGAGGAAUAUAUGCUCUUGCUCCGAGGUACUCAGUGUUCCUUCUUGGGAUUGUUUUUAUUUUCUGCGCUUGGCUGACCGGCCUGGCUGGAGGGCUAAUUUUCUGACUGGAGGAGCAGUUGGUGACUUUUAUGGACAGAGAACACACUAAUAAUAAGUUAAAUCAUUUACUGUUUGAAUUCAAAAGUGGAAAUGCCCGUGGUUGUGGGAGGGACUUGAAGUUUAUUGGAUUGUUCUUUCUGGAUCCACCUACCACUCUCUUGCAAAUGGAUGGUAAAUGCUGUUGUACUUCUUCUCCCUUUUUCUGUCUUUUUUUUAAUUACUCAUUUAUUUUUUCCAAACUGUGAAACAGUGAGUAAUUUGUUUUUUUUGUUUUUUUUCCUUUGUAAAAUGUGCUUUCCUGCAAAUACACUAAGCCACAGUACACACGUUUGUAAAUCUAACUUUGCGAGGACAUUCAUUUAUGUUCCCCGGUCCCUCAUCCUAACUGUCACAACUAGCUGCCAAAUCCUUACCUGUGUAAUCUGAACCUCAUUCGACUCAUAACCUUAAAGCCAAGUUAAAACAACAAGUUAAAGUUGAAAAAGCGAUGAGGGGCACAAAUGUCGUCCAUCCCAGUACUCUCUCAAUUUUAAACUUGUCCUCACAAAGAUAGCCAUAUAGGUACACUCACACAUGCAGACAUGCAGACACACACAAUAGUUCUCAAUGUUCUUAUUUUUUAAUCUAAAACUAUGUGACAGUUGCACAGGAAAUUUAGUGCCAUAAGGAAGUAUAGAAGAAAUUUAUCAUUAUUAUUAUUAUUAUUAUUACAAGUGUACAAGUGUAUAUUGAAAUGCAGUGUUGCUUUUACCUUGAAGUAUUUGAAUUACUUGCUUUAUUUUAUGAUUCAGCUGGUUUUUCAGACUCGGUACAGUACUGCAGAAAAUGUUUCUGUUCU
Messenger RNA from Pelmatolapia mariae (spotted tilapia), 3870 nucleotides. RefSeq names its product family with sequence similarity 163 member B, genome duplicate a (gene fam163ba). The record is from RefSeq and is a predicted model, not a curated record. Bases 1014 to 1544 code for a protein of 176 amino acids. The transcript is spliced from 3 exons. Lineage: Eukaryota; Metazoa; Chordata; Actinopteri; Cichliformes; Cichlidae.